Messenger RNA from Mustela erminea (ermine), 2124 nucleotides. RefSeq names its product UNC homeobox (gene UNCX). Gene Ontology annotation, molecular function: DNA-binding transcription factor activity, RNA polymerase II-specific; sequence-specific double-stranded DNA binding. Bases 140 to 1759 code for a protein of 539 amino acids. The transcript has 3 exons. Gene Ontology annotation, biological process: regulation of DNA-templated transcription. Lineage: Eukaryota; Metazoa; Chordata; Mammalia; Carnivora; Mustelidae. The record is from RefSeq and is a predicted model, not a curated record.
AGUGCGGGCGAAGCAUGUGUAGGGCUCCGGGUCCCUGUCUCCGCCGCCGCCGCCGUCCGCGCCUCCCGCCGCUGGCCCGCCCCGGCCCCGGCCCGCGCCCCCGCGCCCCGCCGCCGGCCCCGCCGGCCCCCCGCGCGAGAUGAUGGACGGCCGCCUCCUGGAGCACCCGCAUGCCCAGUUCGGGGGCUCGUUGGGCGGCGUGGUGGGCUUUCCCUACCCGCUGGGCCACCACCACGUGUACGAGCUGGCCGGCCACCAGCUGCAGUCGGCCGCCGCCGCCGCUGCCGCCGCCUCGGUGCCCUUCUCCAUCGACGGCCUGCUCAGCGGCUCGUGCGCUGCCGCCGCCGCUUCGGUGGUCAACCCCACGCCGCUGCUGCCGGCCGCCUGCGGGGUGGGAGGCGACAGUCAGCCCUUCAAGCUGUCAGACUCGGGGGACCCGGACAAGGAGAGCCCGGGCUGUAAGCGGCGGCGUACCCGCACCAACUUCACGGGCUGGCAGCUGGAAGAGCUGGAGAAGGCGUUCAACGAGAGCCACUAUCCCGACGUGUUCAUGCGCGAAGCGCUGGCGCUGCGCCUGGAUCUGGUCGAAUCUCGAGUGCAGGUCUGGUUCCAAAACCGCCGGGCCAAGUGGAGGAAGAAGGAGAACACGAAGAAGGGCCCGGGGCGGCCGGCUCACAACUCACACCCGACCACGUGCAGUGGCGAGCCAAUGGACCCAGAGGAGAUCGCGCGCAAAGAACUGGAGAAGAUGGAGAAAAAGAAGCGCAAGCAUGAGAAGAAGCUGCUGAAGAGUCAGAGCCGCCACCUGCACUCCCCAGGCGGCUUGUCCCUGCACAGCGCACCCAGCUCCGACAGCGACAGCGGCGGCGGCGGUCUGUCCCCGGAGCCGCCGGAGCCGCCGCCGCCGGCCGCAGCAGCCAAGGGCCCUAGCGCGCACGCCGCCGGCGCCGCCGGUUCCGCGCCCGCACCUCCCGGUGAACCGCCCGCGCCCGGCACCUGCGAUCCCGCCUUUUACCCGAGCCAAAGAAGUGGCGCCGGCCCGCAACUGCGGCUAGGCCGCCCAGCGGACAAGGACGCGGCCCCGUGUGCGCCCGGGGCGGCGGUGGAACGUGGCGCCGCCGGCCUGCCGAAGGCCAGCCCGUUCAGCGUGGAGAGCCUGCUGUCCGACUCGCCGCCGCGCCGGAAAGCCGCCCCAGCUAACGCCGCCGCGGCCGCGGCAGCUGCCGCGGCCGCCGGGCUGGACUUCGCGCCCGGGCUGCCAUGCGCGCCGCGGACCCUCAUUGGCAAGGGCCACUUCCUGCUCUACCCCAUCACGCAGCCGCUUGGCUUCCUGGUGCCGCAGGCCGCGCUUAAGGGCGCAGCGGGUCCGGAGCCCGCGCCCAAGGACGCGCCGCCCGCACCCGCCGCGCCGCCCGCGCCGCCCGCUCAGGCCAGCUUCGGGGCCUUUCCGGGGCCCGGAGGUGCUCCGGACUCGGCCUUCGCGCGCCGCAGCCCUGACGCCGUCGCCUCCCCGGGGGCCCCGACCCCGGCGCCCUUCCGGGACGCGGCCGUGGCUGCGGCCGAGGGCGGCGGCGAGGAUUGCGCGGAUUCGGGGGCCGCCUGCCCAGCGGCCACACUGCCGCUCCCUCUUGCGCCGUCUCCUGCGCCGGGCCCGCGGGCUCCCAGCCCCGCUGGGGAGCCGGCUUUGUGCGGGGCCCCAGAGCCAAGCGCCGAGCCCGGACCCAGCGCGCCGGAUGGCGAAGAGGUGGACAUGGACUGAGGGGUGACGGGGCCGAGAGAGGCGCUCAGCCGGCCCGCGCCCCUCGCUCAGGCUCGACUCACACAACGAAAUCAGGUGAUCGGCUUAGAAACACUGCUUUUUCCUCUCCCUUCUGUUUUCUUCCUUUUAUUAUUACUUUUUUUUUUUUUUUUUAAAGAAAACCGCUGUAUCAAUUCGGACCUAGGCAGCAACCGCAGGACUUGGGGUGAGACCCCCCUCCUCUCGGGGGAGCAAAGAACAAAAACAAAAACCCCAUAUCACCCACAAAAACCCACAACAAGAAUCCUCAGCCUUGUAAAAUGCAAAAAUGUCUAAGAAUAUUUAUAUAUGUACCAUUUUUGAUAAAUAAAGCUGGUCAAACGCAA